GGAGAGGCAGCCAUCCCCGCGCAAUGCGUGCCAUGCGGGCGAUGCGCGUAGCCUCAAAGGCGGCCCCAAGUGCCUGGCAAGCUUGGGGAGGGCGCAGCAAGAGCCACGUGGUGAGGCUGCUCACCCGCAUGGACGAGGCUGAGGAGGUGCCUCGAAUGCAAGUCCACGAGGGGGCGGAGGCCGCCUUUGGGCAGCGCCUGCCCUUGGCGCUGAGAGCCUCGAAGUUCGGGCGGGGCGUCUUCGCGGAAGCCGCGGCGCCCCGAGACGCGGAGGUGGAGGUGUGCCCUGUACUUGUUCUGCGGCGAGAUCAUGUCGCCCCGGAGUGCUCUGGCAUGCGCUACUUCUUCAGCGGGGCCCAUGGAGAUGAUCUGCUUUGCGUGCUGGGCUACGGCAUGCUCUACAACCACGCACCCACACGGCCCAGUGGACACGGCUGGUCCCCAGAGUACGCCAACCUCGGCUACGCCGCUCGGCCGAACGAGCCAGGGGCGGCCGAGGCCUUGCAUACCGCCCCUGCCACCGCCCGGGAUGCUGCCGACGGCGGCGUCUGCGUGCGCUUCGUGGCCUUGCGCAGCAUCGAGGCGGGCGAGGAGCUCCUGAUCGACUACUCGGACCGCACAGCCGGCGGAAGCUUAGCGACCGAAGAGCUCAUCAGCAGCUUUCUGCCGGUGAACGAUCUUUUCCGCGUGUCGCGGGCAUCAGUUGCUUGCUGCAGCCUUUGCCGUGUCUCUUUGCGUUCGCUGCGGCUGCAAGCAUUCGGCGCCAACGCGGCGGAGGCGCUGCUGCGGCUGGUGAAGCUCCGGCUGACGGACCAAGGAGCCGGGAUUCUGCAGAUCGACGCCUCCUUCUGCCGGAGCGUCACCAACGCCACACUGCAGCAAUUGCCGGUGCUGCCGGCCUUAGAGCGCCUCAACCUCGACGGGUGCCAGGACGUGGACGACGAGGGCCUGGCUGCAGUGGCGCAGCGCUGCCGGGGCCUGCGGAGCUUCAGCAUCUACUGGAACGUCAAGGUCACCGACCUGGGCCUGGGCAAGGUGCUGCGGGCGCAGCCCUGCGGCCGGCUGCAGGAGCUGUGCUUCAGCGGCUGCAAGCUGCUCACGGACGAGACGCUGCAGCGCCUGGUGGGCCGCGCGAUGUCGCUCAAGGUGCUGGACCUCACCCGCUGCAACAAGGUCACGGACCUGGGGGUGGCGUUGGUCUGCGAGAACCUGUCGGAGCUCCGGGUGCUGAGGCUCUAUGCCAUGGCGCAGUUGGAGCCCAAAGCCUUCGAGGACCUGGCCAGGCUGACGCAGCUGGAGGAGCUCGAUUUGUGCGGGUGCCGCUGUGAGGAUGAGGCAGUCUGGCCUUCUUGGCGGCCGGGGCCGCAGGAGCGCUGCAGACGCUGA
Molecule: messenger RNA, 1385 nt
Organism: Effrenium voratum
Lineage: Eukaryota; Dinophyceae; Suessiales; Symbiodiniaceae
Source: the annotation of a GenBank genome assembly